AUGCCAGUCAUUCAAGGUCCCUCCACCGGGUCCGGCAAAGCCCCGGAGCAGCACAGCCAGCCAUCGAGAAAAGGCAAGAAAGCAUGGAGGAAGAACGUCGACGUGACAGAGGUUGAGAAGGGCUUGCAGGAUCUGAAUGAGGAAAUCAUCAGAGGCGGCGUCAUCAAGGAGAAGGCCUCGUCCGACCUAUUCACCAUCGAUGUAAAGGGUGGCUCGACCUCUGUCGCAAAGCUUCGCAAGCGCAGCAACAAGGUGCUCAAGGUCGAUGAGAUUCUUUCUCAGCGCUCCGUAAUCCCCUCCGUUUCUUCCCGCAAACGCCCCGGUGACAAAACCACCAACGGACUCGUACCUGCGAAGCGUCAGCGGACAGACUGGGUGCCGCACAAGGAGCUCGCCCGCCUACGGAGGGUCGCCAACGGACGCCACGAAGACGCUGUGACAGUUCGAGACGCCAACUACGAUGUCUGGGAUGCUGCCGCGGAAACAAAAGGCGAAGACGCUACCGACUUUCUCCCCAAACCACAGAUGCUCAGGAUGCCAAAGUCAAUGAAGCAGCAGCCCAUAUCACUGACUGCGAGCGGAAAGCCCGUGCCCGCAGUGCAGAAUCCUACUGGGGGUUAUAGCUACAACCCCGCCUUUGCCGACUACGAAAAGAGGCUCACCGAGGAGAGUGUCAAGGCAUUGGAGGCCGAGAAGAAACGCCUGGCGGCUGAGGCAGCCGACAGGCAGAAACAGGAGGCCGUCGCUCGGUCAGCCGCCGAGGCAGAAGCCGCCGAAGAGCGCGCCAACAUGUCUGAGUGGGAGGAAGACUCCGAGUGGGAAGGCUUCCAGAGUGGCGUCGAAGACGAGAAACCAAACACCAAGCAGUCCAAGCGCAAAACCCAAGUGCAGCGGAACCGCAUCAAGCGUAGAAAGGAGGAGGAGCGCCUAGCCAAGCACAAGGCCGCCAUGAAGGAGCGCCGGGUGCAGGAGCAACGAAUCUUGGAUAUUGCCCAAGAGGUGGAGGAGCGAGAACAGCAGCGAGCGGCUGUGGCAGAAGAGUCCAGCGCAUCUGACGAAGGUGACGACGACAACCUCCGGAGGAGACAACUCGGCAAGUUCAAGCUGCCCGAAAAGGACCUCGAGCUGGUACUGCCCGACGAAUUGCAAGAAUCGCUCAGACUGCUGAAACCAGAGGGCAACCUUCUCAAGGACCGGUACCGCACCAUGCUUGUCCGGGGCAGGGUAGAGAGCCGGAGGCACAUUCCCUUCAAGAAGCAAGCCAAGACGAAGCUUACUGAGAAGUGGGCGUACAAAGAUUUUGUGCUGUGA
This is a messenger RNA of Hirsutella rhossiliensis, 1311 nucleotides long. RefSeq names its product nop53 (60S ribosomal biogenesis) domain-containing protein. The transcript has 2 exons. Gene Ontology annotation, biological process: ribosomal large subunit assembly; rRNA processing. Gene Ontology annotation, molecular function: 5S rRNA binding. Bases 1 to 1311 code for a protein of 436 amino acids. Lineage: Eukaryota; Fungi; Ascomycota; Sordariomycetes; Hypocreales; Ophiocordycipitaceae. The record is from RefSeq and is a predicted model, not a curated record. Gene Ontology annotation, cellular component: nucleolus.